GCGAGCAGAACUCUGUUUACAUUUGCUUCGUCAGCUGUCCCGGAGAGCAAGACCGAGGAGGUGGCAGCCGCAGCAGUAGCGACUGAAGAUCUUAAAGGACAAAGCUGUUGACUCGUGGUAGGACGAAGGUGCGAUGGGCUCUGAGCAGCUGCAGCAGCUGGAGGUGGUGGGACAUCUCAAAGAACCUGCGUUCCAGGUGGCAAAAUGUGCGGCAGAGGCUCUGAGGCUGAAUUUUCCAACUAAGAUCGCAGAGCCUGUAUUGCUUCCCUUACAAGAAUUUGCAUGGCAUGAAUAUUUACAGGAGAAGAAAAAGGAACUGCGAGGCGAAAUAUGGGAGUACCCCUCCAGGGUGAUGUGUUUUGUUGAUGGGCGGCUGCUGGGAAACGAGAAGAAACUGCUCGAGUGGGCUUUUGAAAAGUGGAACUAUCAGGAUUUUAAACCUGAGGCACUUUACCAAGCUAUUACUGAGGACUUCUGCACAAAAUAUAUGAGAAAUACCCAGCAUGUGUUUGUGUAUUUGGAUGCAGCUAUUCAGGAACAGCCCUUAGGGACACUGUUGUUUGAGCUCUAUUCUGAUGCAUGCCCCAAGACUUGUGAGAAUUUCCGUGCUCUGUGUACAGGAGAAGCAGGGAUCUCUCACAGUGGUGUGCAACUUACUUACAAAGAAUCCAUUUUUCAUCGAAUAGUAAAAAAUGGCUGGAUACAAGGAGGAGACAUUGCAGGUGGAAGAGGAGAUGAUGGUGAGUCAAUUUUUGGACCCACUUUUGAAGAUGAGAACUUCUCAAUCCCUCACAAUAAAAGAGGGGUCCUUGGGAUGGCCAAUAAGGGGCGUCACAGCAAUGGAUCACAGUUCUACAUCACACUACAGCCAGCUCCCUACCUGGAUAGAAAAUAUGUGGCUUUUGGACAGCUGAUUGAGGGUACGGAAGUUCUUCAGAAACUGGAAGAUUUACCUACAUGCAACGAAAGGCCUGUAGUAGAAUGUAAAAUUAUUAGCUGUGGAGUUUUUGAGCCUUGACUGCAAGCUAAUUUUCCUUUUUACUGUAGCUUAUAACAGUACAGCGUAUACAUGUUUUUCUAAUCAGAUUUUGUAGAUUUUGAAGGCACUUUUUUUACAAACACCCCCUCCCCCAAUGUGUACAAAUAAAAAAUGUUGGCAUGUUUCCUUCCAUUCUAAGAAUGUUUUUGUGCCUUGUUCAAAAAUACUCAUGUGAGUGGUACUAAAGGUUUUGGGAAUGUACCUAGCUGCCAGUAUAGUUAUAUAGACAACUAUGGUGACUCCCCAAUAGCAGGUAUAUUGCUAUAGUAAUGAAAGGACAAAUUUGUAUUGUUGGCUCAAUUUUGGCACUCCUAAUGCUCUGUUUACUCAGUAAACUUGCCAUGCUUGGCAGCAGCUUCCAAAGUACUGUAGCCAUAACCAUGUGGCAUUAUGGACACAGUCAUUCAGCAGUGCUAAAUUAGCCUGCCAAAGCACAGUGUCAACAUGGCUAUCCACCUUCCUGGUUAGGGAACAACCCACACAGAGCAGCACAGCAUGUUUGAGGUUAUUGCUACCAAGCCCAGUUAGUUUGCUCUUUGUGGACCUAGGCUUAAGACAUGCUGAAGCUGCAGUGCACUGUAGUGAUACCCAUGGAAACUUUAAGCUAACCUUAACUUAGCUCAGAUACUGAAACGGUCUAGGUACAGUAGCAUGGAGCUCUAUGCUCAGUAGUUUUAUGAGAAUCAUGGGGGGUGCUUGUGAAGUAAGUCAUGGUUCAACAUAAGGGUUGCAAAAUGGAGACUUCUCUCAAUGUCUGAAGCAUGAUUUCAUUUCCCUCCCCCCCACCCCAUCCACCCACUGCCCUGUGCUGUCUCUGGCUGCCCUGGGGAUAGGGGGAGUUCCAGAGCUGCUCAUGUCUCUCUAGCCAGGCUACACAGGGAGCAGCAGCAGCGGCCCACUUUCCCUCCCCUUCCCAGUCUCUUUGCUAUCUCUGCUGCUGUCCGCAGCUGAGCCUGGCUCCCUGCGCUACCCAUUUGGAGCAGGGCAAGAGCUGCUCUGG
This is a messenger RNA of Gavialis gangeticus (Gharial), 2039 nucleotides long. It is a transcript of the gene PPIL6, whose product is annotated as peptidylprolyl isomerase like 6. NCBI's taxonomy places the organism in Eukaryota, Metazoa, Chordata, Crocodylia, Gavialidae. The record is from RefSeq and is a predicted model, not a curated record. The transcript is spliced from 8 exons. Gene Ontology annotation, molecular function: peptidyl-prolyl cis-trans isomerase activity. Gene Ontology annotation, biological process: protein peptidyl-prolyl isomerization. The coding region runs from base 134 to 1018 and encodes 294 amino acids.